Sitodiplosis mosellana (orange wheat blossom midge) is the source of this 1386-nucleotide messenger RNA. RefSeq lists its product as uncharacterized. The transcript is spliced from 6 exons. NCBI's taxonomy places the organism in Eukaryota, Metazoa, Arthropoda, Insecta, Diptera, Cecidomyiidae. The record is from RefSeq and is a predicted model, not a curated record. The coding region runs from base 92 to 1183 and encodes 363 amino acids. Gene Ontology annotation, cellular component: membrane.
CGAUUUUUCAAAGCUGUGCCGUAUCGAUUGUUUUCAUUUAGCUGUAGACCUUCAAACCGUUCAUACCUCAUAGAAUUCCAUCAAAAAAAAAAUGGUGACAAAGUUGGUGUUACUGCAUUUUCUCGGAAUUUUUCUGCUGAUAACGAAAUCGAAUGCGAUUACAGUGAGUGAAGCAAAUGUUUUGCAAAUAUUUGGAGAAGAUCAUUUGAAUGAUACUAGAGAAAUUGAACAGAAUGAAACUUACGUAGGAGAAAUGUUUUUAAAAAGUGAUGAAAAUGUAUUUGUGCCAAGUGAUUUGAAGCCCAAGCAGAAUGCAAGUGACGCCAAUUGUAAUCAAAUAUUCCGUUGUGAUUCUGGUUACAAUAUUCAUGUCAUGUAUCAUUAUUACAAUAGAGCUUUUCAAAUAGUUCUGUUUAUAUUGUUCGGUAUUGAACUGAAAUUGACAAAAGUUAAAGCGGUUGUAAGAUACCCAGUCAGUCCGGUUAUCGCAUCUUUUUGUUGCUGGAUAUUUGCACCAUUGUCAUGUUACGUGAUUGGGUUGUUACUCUUCACAAACGAUGUGGAUGAACGGAUGAACUUAUUCGGAGUGUCAAUUGAUUUAAUGGGCGUGCUACCAAAUGCAUGGACACUCAUCGCUGAAGGAAAUGUUGAUUUGUCGAUUACAAUUACCGUUGUAAACACUAUAUUGGCGUGUGCGAUGCAACCAUUUUGGGUGCUGACACUGGGCAAAGGAAUCAUGAAAAGCGACGAAGUUGCGGCACGUUUUGAAAUUGACUACUUUCAAUUCAUUUGGAAUAUAGGCUGCGUCAUCCUUCCUCUAACGAUUGGAUAUUUGAUUCAAAACUAUUAUCCACGACACAAAAAACUGACGGGGCCGCUUCUGUGGUGGCUCUCACUGAUUUAUAUCGCCUUCAAUAUUUUGUUUACUUUAGUGAUUUAUUUUCUAGGAUUAGUUGGAGACUAUGCGACUAACGCAAUGCUCUUUUUGAUUGCAUUUAUUCUCACAUCACUUGGAUAUUUGACGGGAUGGUUUUUAGGCUUUUUAUAUAAACAAGAAUAUGAAGAUUGCUUGGCCAUCGCAAAUGAAUCUGUUAUUCAAAGCACAGUUCUUGUAUUGACGUCACUACCGAUGAUAUCACAAUACGCUUGGAAUAAAAUCAGCAAUCGACUGAAAAGACCCUGAGUGAAUUAAACAAUUGAUAUUCACAAAUGUUUUUAUCAGUCUGCGUUUAAAAGAUAAGAGCUUAGAUUUCUAUUGUUUUUAGAUGAAAUAUAAAAUUAUACGAAAGAAUAUGUACUUGUGCUCAUUUCGUUGAACUUUGUUUUGAAAUUGUUUCUUUUUGCACAGCUGAGAGACACUUUGAAUAAACUGUUAUGAACUUUAUA